AUGGCUGACCAGUUAAAUGUGGGCGCCCUGAGUCUGGAGAACAACCAGCAGAACCCGACCGCUCGUUCUUACAUUCCACCUCACAUGCGAGGCAAGAUAGGUGGCGGCGGCGGCGGCAAUCCUCCCUCCAUAGCCCCCGCAGGCCCUCCGCCUCCUAUGAAUAAUGGUCUCAAUAGCAGUGCUUGGGCCGGGAACAACAAUUACGAUGCGCGACCCGGUGGAUGGGGAAACCCCCCCGAUUUUCCUGCCCAGCGUCAAGGCCCCGGAGGCUGGAACAACAAUAGCAACAAUCGAUCCUUCGAUCGCAAUGCAUAUGGUAACCCGGCUGCUGGCGGCGGUGGCGGCGGCGGCGGUGGUGGCAGCGGCAGCGGCAGCGGCGGUGCUCAUGCCAGAGGCUCGGGUGACGGAUCGUGGCGUGACGGAAAACAUAUUCCCGGCCCUGCAAACCCUCGUAUGGAGCGUGAGUUGUUCGGCACUCCCGAUGACCCAUCCAAACAGCAUACCGGCAUCAACUUCGAGAAAUACGAUGAUAUCCCGGUCGAAGCCUCCGGACACGACGUCCCAGAACCCGUCCUCAGUUUCAGCAAUCCUCCCUUAGAUGAUCAUUUGAUCCGGAACAUUGAGCUAGCCCACUACAAAGUCCCCACCCCCGUCCAGAAGUAUUCGAUCCCCAUUGUUAUGGGUGGACGGGAUCUGAUGGCUUGUGCGCAAACCGGUUCCGGAAAGACUGGCGGUUUCCUUUUCCCCAUUCUUUCCCAGGCCUUUAUCACAGGCCCCUCCGCCGUCCCCGUCGGUCCGCCGGGCGGUGGUUAUGGUCGCCAGCGCAAGGCUUAUCCUACCUCUCUUAUUUUGGCCCCAACGCGCGAGCUAGUGUCGCAGAUCUACGAUGAGGCCCGCAAAUUCGCCUACCGAUCCUGGGUCCGACCUUGUGUUGUGUACGGUGGUGCUGAUAUCGGUUCUCAGCUUCGCCAAAUUGAACGUGGCUGCGAUCUGCUCGUGGCGACCCCCGGACGUCUUGUGGACCUUAUUGAACGCGGUCGCAUUUCUCUCCAGAACAUCAAGUACCUAGUUCUCGACGAGGCUGACCGCAUGCUGGACAUGGGUUUCGAGCCCCAGAUUCGCCGCAUUGUUGAGGGCGAGGAUAUGCCCGGUGUUCAGAGCCGGCAGACUCUCAUGUUCUCGGCCACGUUCCCGCGAGACAUUCAGAUGCUUGCCCGUGACUUCCUCAAGGACUACGUCUUCCUUUCUGUUGGUCGUGUUGGCUCGACCUCGGAAAAUAUCACCCAAAAGGUCGAAUACGUCGAGGAUACCGACAAGCGCUCUGUCCUUCUGGACAUCCUUCACACUCAUGGCGGCGGUCUUACCUUGAUCUUCGUCGAGACGAAGCGGAUGGCCGAUUCUCUCUCUGAUUUUCUGAUCAACCAAAAUUUCCCAGCCACCUCGAUUCAUGGUGACAGAACCCAACGCGAACGUGAGCGCGCUCUAGAGAUGUUCCGAAACGGGCGAUGCCCCAUUCUCGUCGCCACCGCCGUUGCAGCGCGUGGUCUAGACAUUCCUAAUGUGACGCACGUCGUCAACUACGAUCUCCCCACUGAUAUUGAUGAUUACGUCCACCGAAUUGGUCGUACUGGCCGUGCAGGCAACACGGGCCACUCUACCGCAUUCUUCAAUCGUGGAAACCGUGGUGUCGUACGAGAUCUCAUCGAACUUCUAAAGGAAGCCAACCAGGAAGUGCCGGCUUUCCUCGAGACUAUCGCCCGGGAGAGCUCCUACGGCGGUGGCCGUGGCGGGCGAGCCGGUGGUGGCCGUGGCCGUGGCCAGGGCGCCAACCGCGAUUUCCGAAAGUACGGUAGUCCCAGCGGAUUCGGCGGUGGCUUUGGAGGGCCACAGGGAUCUGGCGGCGGCAGCGGCUACGGUGGCGGCGGCGGCGGCGGUUUCAACGGGCCUCCUCCUGGCCAGGGAUACGGCGGCAGCGGCGGCGGCAGUGGCUAUGGCGGAGGAGGUGGUGGUCCAAGCUACGGGGGCGGCGCCUACGGCAACCCGAGCGGACCAGGCGCUUCCUGGUGGUAAUCUCGACGCGACCGUUUGAGGGCGCGCCCAGGCAUGAUCUUAAUCCUACCGGCCGCAGGUGGGAUUGAGGACGGGCGUAUUGACGAUGCGGUACAUAGAUUUCACGGUCUCAUACUCUUGCUUUCUCACAUCGUCGCCUGAGUUACCGAGUCUCGCAAGGUCUCUCUUUUCUCUCUCUCUCUCUUUUCGUUUAUUCUGUUUACCUGGCAUUCAUCGACACUUUCCGCCCGACAUACUCCUACGGCAGACACAACUUCCGGCCUCCAUCUGGAUCGGCAGAUUCGAGCCCUACAAGAUAGGGCUCCGGCAUACGAUAGACGGCAUUGGUCUUGAUUUCGGCUGCGCCACCCCCCGACAACUUGAUACCCAUAGAAGACGGCGGGGGGUUACAUGCGAGCAGCUGCAUGAGACGCAUGGAGGUCAGAGACACGUACCUUGACCAAGAACAUUACGGAGAACACAUUCACCAGCUCUGAUGUGCAGCAUUUACAGUUUGUGCUGGCACCUUAACGAUGAUGACGAUCUCCGCUUCCGAUGUACCCUAUAUUUGCCCUUUUGGAAGCCGGCCGAGAUUCUUUCUCGUUUUCCCAUAGGACGGGGCAACGCGCUACCGCACGGCAGUGGAUUUGUGUUGAUGG
This is a messenger RNA of Durotheca rogersii, 2708 nucleotides long. Its product is annotated as DEAD-domain-containing protein. Gene Ontology annotation, molecular function: RNA binding; RNA helicase activity; ATP binding. The record is from RefSeq and is a predicted model, not a curated record. Gene Ontology annotation, cellular component: nucleus. NCBI's taxonomy places the organism in Eukaryota, Fungi, Ascomycota, Sordariomycetes, Xylariales, Xylariaceae. Bases 1 to 2070 code for a protein of 689 amino acids. The transcript has 2 exons.